Molecule: messenger RNA, 2859 nt
Organism: Fundulus heteroclitus (mummichog)
Lineage: Eukaryota; Metazoa; Chordata; Actinopteri; Cyprinodontiformes; Fundulidae
Gene: ftr82
Product: finTRIM family, member 82
Exons: 7
Coding region: 303-2027 (574 amino acids)
Molecular function (GO): zinc ion binding; protein binding
Source: RefSeq, a predicted model, not a curated record
UUCUCCUUCUUUCACUUUCUUCUCUCUAAUCUCCUUCUACCUUGUUCUCUCUUGCUUCUUGCUAAACCUGCUUAUCUAAGCAGGGCAGGGCUCGACGCGCUCACGGCACAGGGGGAGGGGCCUCUCUUGCUUUCAAUCAAUAACCUCUGGAAUUUAGAAAUACAAGUAGAUCCUGUCCCUGGCAGGCUGUACCACACGGCCGAGGGCGGGCUCUCUCUCACACACUGCGCGAACUCCCUAUCCACUUCUGGCACUCGCUCUGUCUGUUUCUGCAGGUCUGACCGGCUCUGGAGCCCAUCACAAUGGCCGAUCACACUUCUCCAGAUUAUUUCAGCUGCUCACUGUGCCAGAAUCUCCUCAAGGACCCUGUGGCCAUCCCCUGCGGCCACAGCUUCUGCAUGGACUGCAUAAGUGGCUACUGGAACGAAGCGGACUACACGGGGAUUUACAUUUGUCCCCAGUGCAAGAUCACGUUCACCCAGAGGCCUGUGCUGCGACCCAAUGCCACCCUCAGCAUGGUGGCCGACAAGAUCAAGAAGAGUGGCCUGAACCUCAACCUGAGCACAUCCCAGGGAAACGUCUACGCCGGGGCGAGCGACGUGCCCUGCGACUUCUGCAUGGGGAGGAAGCUCAAGGCGGUGAAGUCCUGCCUGAACUGUCUGGCGUCUUACUGCGAGAAGCACUUGAGGCCGCACUACGAGUCGGCCACGUUCAAAAAGCACAAGCUGGUGGACGAGCUGGGCAACCUGGACAGGAAGAUCUGCCCGCAGCACCAGAAGUCCCUGGAGCUCUUCUGCCGGACGGACCAGAUGUGUAUCUGUGCCAUCUGCACCGUCAGUGAGCACAGGGGCCACGACAUUGUGUCGGCCGAGGCGGAGAGGGGCGAGAAACAGAAACUGUUGGGAGUAUCCCAAGCUGAGAUUAGACAAAAAUGCCAGGAAAGGGUGAAGGAGCUGGAGGAACUCAAGACUGCGGUGGAUUCGCUCAAGAACUCGGCCCAGAGAGCCAUGGUGGAGAGCCAGAAGAUGUUCGAGGACAUGAUUCGCUCCAUUGAGAGGAUGCGGUCGGAGGUGACCAAGUUGAUCGGCAUCAACGAGAAGGCCGCUUUCAACCAGGCCGAGGCUUUGAUCGAGCGACUGGAGCAGGAGAUCGACGAGCUCAAGAAGAAGGAGUCCGGCCUCAAGCAGCUGCACAGCACCGAAGAUCACAUCCACUUCUUGCAAAACUUUAACUACCUGUGCACCCCAACUGAUGACGGCUUCAUACCCAAGGUGACGGUCAACCCUGACUUCUCCUUCGCCACGGUCAGGAAAGCUGUGGCUGAGAUUAAAGAUCGCCUCGAGGAGUUUGGGAGAGAGGAGCUGCUCAAAAUCUCCAAAACAGUGAACGAGGUCCCAAUCUACACUAAAGAGAGCCGGACGUUGGACAGGAGGAGCAGAGGCAAAGAGAUGACGGUGGACAAUACUCCUCCUCCAGAGCCAAAGGCCAGAGCAGAUUUUAUCAAAUACUUCUGCCAGCUGAAACUGGACCCAGUCACUGCCUACAAAGAGCUCUAUAUCUCCGAGGGCAGCAGGAAGGUCAUCCGCACCAGAGACCUGCAGCCCUACAACGACAACCCUGAGCGGUUCGACAGCUUCGCCCAGGUGCUGUGCCGAGAGGCCCUGUCCGGAGGUCGCUUCUACUGGGAAAUCGAGUGGAGCGGGGAGUUCUCCAUCGGUGUGGCCUACCGAGGCAUCAGCCGCAAAGGCAAAGGCUCGCUGUGCCUGCUGGGCUACAACGACAAAUCCUGGAGCCUCCUCUGUUCUGACACGGGAUACUCCGCCUGGCACAACCGGGUGGACAAAGCCGUGAGCGGGCCGCACUCGUCCAGGAUAGGCGUGUACCUGGACCACGCGGCGGGCGUGCUGGCGUUCUACAGCAUAGGCAGCACCAUGACGCUCCUGCACAGGUUCCAGACCACCUUCGUGGAGCCCGUCUAUCCGGGCUUCGGAGUCGGAACGUCUGUGAAGAUCUGCAGCCUCAAGUGAAACCCUGAUAUAUGAGCCUCCGUCUGAAAAUAUUCCAAAAUUUUUUAAUUUUUUUUAUUUCAUAUAACACACAGCAUUGAAAUAUAUAUUUUUGCAGAAAUGUAUAACUAUAUCAAACCACAUUAAUGGAGUUCCACUAAUUAUGGUUAAAGGAGAAUGUGUGCAUUUUUUUUAACUCAACACAGCCCAUAACGUAUUAGAUUUUUUGCACUGUGCUGUUGAAUCAUAUUUUAAACAUGGUUUACUGAAAUAUUACUGAAAUGUAAGAUCAACGUGUGGAGCAGCUGACAUCUUCUGUAUAAUGUACAAUGGGUUAGUGUGGUGUAAAUUAAACUACCAGUAACAUUUAUUACGCGCGAUCCACUAAGUGUUUUUCCCUCACGUCUAUUAAACAUCAUAAUUUACAUCAUAUUCAGCUCAAACUAUUUAAUCAAAACCGACGCGAAAUCUUUCACAUGUUCUGAUUUUGUAUGAUUUAUUUUUGUAAUGAGAUGUCCCAGUGUGAUGCAAUCUAACUGUAGUUGUUUAUAACUCGCUCUCUUUAAGUGUACGCGUUUUAUAGUGAGCGUUGUUUUGGUUGUGCGCUUUCCGUGCAUUCAAGAAGAGCGCUUCAUUGUCAUUUCAGUUUGUUUUUUUCUUUGUUUUGUUUCAUGUCAUUCGAUGGCUGUUGCAUCUGUUGAGAGCCCUGAAAGUUUGCUUUCACUUGAACUAACUCUUAUUUAAUUUUAUGGCUGUUUUCCAGCAUAAUUAUAUAAUUCAUAUAAAAGCUUUGUUUUGUAAAAAAAAAAAAAAAAAAUCAAUUAUGGUUCUAAAUAAAGAACUAAAUACAUGA